This is a messenger RNA of Triticum dicoccoides, 568 nucleotides long. RefSeq lists its product as uncharacterized. The record is from RefSeq and is a predicted model, not a curated record. NCBI's taxonomy places the organism in Eukaryota, Viridiplantae, Streptophyta, Magnoliopsida, Poales, Poaceae. The coding region runs from base 1 to 435 and encodes 144 amino acids. The transcript has 2 exons.
AUGCAUCCGUCGUCGAGCUACUACCUGUCAUCCUCUUCGUCGUCGUCGUCUUCGGCGGUGGCGGCGUCGGUGCCUGGUGGGCCGAGCGGGAAUGCGGGGAUGGACGUGGACCAGCUGCCGGUGUACGACCCGCACUCGGACACGGCCAAGAAAGAGGCCCUCGACGCCUCCCGCGCCAACCUCGCCCACGCCCUCGUCCACCUCGUCCCCGUCGUCGUCCUCCUCUGCGGGCUCCUCCUCUGGUCGCUCUCCACCACCCCCGUCCCCCCCGCCGAGGUGGGCGUGAUUGUGCUAAAGAAGGAAAGACCAAUGGCGCUGAAGAGUGGGCCCGAGCACAGCUCGAACGGCCCUCACAUGGUGGCUGCGAUGGAGGAUACGGAUCCGGUAGGCAACACUGCUGGGAGAAGAAUAAAGAAGGACGGACUUAAGAAAUGAAAUGUAGAGAUAUGGUCCCUGUUGUUUUUUCUUAGUAAAAGAGCAAAUUAGUUGCAUGUGUACCCAUUUUGAAAGAAAAAAACGACCGACGACGUAUGAAAACAGAUUUUUUUCCUAAUCAUUAGAGAUUUGA